CUCCGCAAAGAGUAAAAAACGAAAAUAACAAAUUUCAUUUCAUGGCUUCCUCCUCUGUUUCACCCUUCAGUGAGACCCAUAGCCAGGACCUGAGCCCUCUUCAGAAGCAUGUGGCUUUCUUCGACAGGAACAAAGACGGGCUUAUCUACCCUUGGGAAACCUUCCAAGGGUUCCGUGCUAUUGGCUCUGGAAUUCCUUUGUCCAUCAUUGCUUCUAUCUUCAUUAAUGUCGCCCUCAGUGGUAAAACUCAUCCUGGAAAAUUUUCUCCCCUCUUCCCAAUCGAGAUGAAGAACAUACAUAUGGCCAAACAUGGGAGUGAUAGUGGUGUCUAUGAUACAGAAGGAAGGUUGGUACCAGCGAAGUUUGAGGAGAUCUUUCAUAAACAUGCCCAUACUGAUCCAAAUGCUUUGACAUCAAAAGAGUUAUCUGAAAUGCUCAAGGGCAACCGGGUUCCUAAAGACUAUGCGGGAAGGUUAGUUUGUUAUCGUGAUUAGAGCUUUAUAAUUAACUUCACUACAAGAAAACACAUUUUUUACGACGGAAAAAAAGCGUCAUAAAAAAUAUAAAACCGUUGCUAAAAAUAGCAGCGACGGUUAAUUUUCAGUCGCCAAUUC
Messenger RNA from Macadamia integrifolia, 614 nucleotides. RefSeq names its product probable peroxygenase 4. The record is from RefSeq and is a predicted model, not a curated record. Gene Ontology annotation, molecular function: calcium ion binding; monooxygenase activity. The coding region runs from base 42 to 494 and encodes 150 amino acids. The transcript is spliced from 5 exons. Lineage: Eukaryota; Viridiplantae; Streptophyta; Magnoliopsida; Proteales; Proteaceae.